Molecule: messenger RNA, 2012 nt
Organism: Anoplophora glabripennis (Asian longhorned beetle)
Lineage: Eukaryota; Metazoa; Arthropoda; Insecta; Coleoptera; Cerambycidae
Gene: Fic
Product: adenosine monophosphate-protein transferase FICD homolog
Exons: 4
Coding region: 233-1576 (447 amino acids)
Molecular function (GO): protein binding
Source: RefSeq, a predicted model, not a curated record
CAUUUGAGUGACGAAUGUCGACAAAUCGAAUAUUUCUAAUUUUCUGAAGGUAUGAAGAAAAGACAAAACCAACUGUUUUUGAAGGAGAAUAAACAUAGAAUAAGAAUUUCCAUAACUUUAUGAUGUGCUCUCUUUCAGUACUAUCCGUUUUCUGCAAUACAUAGCUAGACAUGUUAUAACCUCAAAAAUUCACAGUAAUGAUAACAAAAAAAACCACGUAAGUUUUCGUGCGAUGAAUAUAUUUGUUAUAAUAAUAUCGGUGCUUUUAUCUGUGAUAUGCGUGUUACUAGCUUUACUGCAACAUUAUUACUUUAUUAACAAAUUGUACAAGACGCACUCGAUAAAAUCUGAUGUUCCCGCAUUUGAGGACCUAAUUCCUUCAUAUAGAUAUAGUAACGAUUUAAAUUAUCCCGUCCAAACUGUGGAAGACAAUGAUGACAUGGUUUUAAAUGAUUUAAACUCUGUCCUUUCGCAACCAAAGAAAACUGAUGAAAUAAAUAUCAUAAAAACUGACAAAGCUGCUGGCACUGAUUCAGAAGUAUACAAUACUCUGCAAGCUGCUAUUGCAUUUAAAUUAUCUGGGAAAAGUCAUAAAGCUAUGAAAUUAUUUGAACAUGCAGCAGCUAUAGCACCAGAAAAUGCAGAUGUUUUGAACUGGUAUGGAGAAUUCUUAGAACAACAACAUCAGGAUGUUGUUACAGCUGAUGAAUUAUAUUUUAAGGCUUUGACAUAUUCUCCUGAUCAUAAAGCUGCUCUUAUGAAUCGCCAACGUACAGCACCAGUUGUUGAAGGCCUAGAUUAUAAAUUAUUUACAACUAUAGAUGCUAGAAAAGAAUUUCUGAAACGUAGGAUGAAACUUGAUACUUUCGAUACUGUUAAAAAACAAGCAUAUUAUCUACAUAUAUAUCAUACAGUUGGUAUUGAAGGCAAUACAAUGACCGUAGAACAGUUGCGAUAUUUGUUAGAAACUGGACAAGUCAUAACUGGGAAAAGUAUAGUUGAACACAAUGAGGUGCUAGGUUUAGAAAAGGCUAUGCAGUAUAUUAAAUUAUUGGUGAGAAGUGAUUACAUAGACAUUAAAGAAAUUUUGGGAAUUCAUAGGCGAGUUAUGGGACAUGUCGAUCCAAUAUCUUCUGGUGUGUUUCGUGAUGAGAAAGUUUUUGUGGGCAGUCAUAUGCCUCCGCCACAUGAUCAAGUUCCAUUAUUAAUGGAGAGCUAUGUAGAGUGGCUGAACUCUGAGGAAGCUCAAAGUAUGCAUCCAGUUCGCUAUGCUGCUCUAGCACAUUACAAGCUAGUCGAUAUUCAUCCAUUUGUCGAUGGAAAUGGACGCACCAGCAGGCUUAUAAUGAAUUUAAUUUUGCUCAAGGCUGGAUAUCCCCCCAUUAUGGUUCUUAAAGAACAAAGAGAGAAAUAUUACGAUGCUUUAAAAACGGCUAAUAUGGGGGAUGUCCGACCAUUUGUGAGGUUUAUAGCACAAUGCAUGUUACAGAUAUUAGAUAUGUAUAUAUAUGGAACAGGUUUUUUAUCAAUUGAAGGGAUUACUGAGGAUGAUAAACAAAUAGUAAAUUAUAGUUAAAAAUUAUAAUGAUCAUUGUGUAACCCUACAUGUUUUAUAAAUAAUCACCAAAUUGUUGAAAUGUCUAGAUAAGUUUUACAUUGAAGUUGCAAAAUGUACGGAAAUUUAUAUGCUUUAAGUUUAGGGCCAGUUUUUCAGUCAUAGUAAAUUCGUUCAUCAAUUAAAUUAAAAGCAGGCUCUUAAUUUAUGAUAUACGGAAAAGUAUUUUCAGCAUAACUUGAAUUCUGAAAAGAAAGAUAAAUCUCCAUUUGUUAUUAUGUAAUUAUCUUUUUGGAAGCUCUAUUUAUGUAAUAAAACAUUAAUAGGUGACAGAAAAACACUAAAUCUUCCCUGCUAAUAUAAUUUCGACUACAGACUGUGUUAUAGAAGAGGUAGGUAUUUAAAUUUUAUUUUAAAUAAUUUAUUUUUAUUUAUUACAAAACAUAUGUGUUAAAUA